AUGCAAGAAUAUGAUCAGAUCGACUAUCCAGUGAUGUUCGCGAGCCGCACAUCCAAUGUACUACAAGGUCGCCUGGGGCAGUGGGCCACGCUGCUCUCACCCUGGAUCCUCGAGAUCGUCAAGUGUAACAAGGGCGAGGAUACGAUCCUGGGCACAUUAGCAGCGAGUAUCACUCCCAGAUCCGAUGUCGACAAAGCGCUGAUCUCGAUCGCCCCGAACAAAGAGCCGAGACGUAAGAUCCAAGCCCCGACCCCGACAGUGAGAUCGGAUGAAAAUCUAUAUGUCGCUAGCUUUGACGGAUCCGCCCGUGUCAAGCGAGGUGGAAGCGCCUACAGGGCCAGAUCCGGAUAUGCCGAGGGCCUAACUGUUAAUGAGGCCGAAUAUCACGGCCUUUUGUUAUGUCUCGAUUUGCUGGAAGGGACGGAUCCGCUACGAUUGAUGAUCUGUGGCGACUCAAACCUGGUGAUCCGCCAAGUUAGAGGUGAGAUCGACAGCAAGGCGGCUGGAUUGACGUUAUUAAGACAAAAGGCGUUGGACAAAUUGCGGAUCCGGCCGGAUCAUGAGUUGGUACAUGUGGAACGGGAUUGGAACGGAAGUGCAGAUAGCCUGGCUAGCGCUGCAUUGCAACGGCAAUAUAUUGGUGGUAUAAACGGGGGAUCCGGCAGUGCAGAUCUCGCCGUUACUACUAGAUCGAAGGCCAAAUCCGGCAUCCGGCAGGCACAGGACGAGGAGGUGUGGAUCCACCAUUUGAAGAAGUACCUGGUUGGCGAAAUACGCGAUCUGACACAGGAAGAGGCCAGAUCUGGCGGAUCCAUCGCUAUGAAUUAUGAAGUGGAUCAGCACGAUCUCCUUUUCUAUUGCCCCACUACAAAGGAAUCGGCUGCGGAUCGGGACAAAUUGAUGCGACUGAUAUCCUACACCAUUAUCAUACCAGCCUCCAAGGCGGACAUCAGGGGAUCGGCCGUACUUACGAUCGGAUUUGGGAUCAUUUUCACUGGAGAGGAUUGUACCGAAGUGUACAAAGGGCGACCCCGAAUCCAAGGCGAAUCGCCGGGUAAUCUUCAAGCGACAUAUCCAUUUCAGAUCAUCGCUAUGGACCACAUCUCUUCGUUGCCCAGAUCCUAUAAAGGUAACACUGAGCUAUUGAUCUUCAAAGAUCUCUUCUCGAUAUAUGUGAUCGCCAAAGCGAGCGGAUUCAGGACGGCUCAGACUGUGGCCGAAUCCUACGAAGAAUGUGUGUUCCGCCGAUUUGGUGCCAGCGAGGUGAUCCGCCAUGAUCGUGAACCCGGAUUUAUGUCCGAUUUCUUUCGCGCGUUUAAUAAGAUCCUGCAUCAGCGUCAACGUGCAACAAUGGCGUAUAGACCCCAGGCGAACGGAUCCGCAGAAAGGAUGGACGAGUAUGCGGAGCGACUUACAUUCGCGAUCAACACCGCCCGGGAUCGGAUCCGCGGAGAGACGCCGUUUUAUAUGGUCCAUGUUUGGGAUCCGAGAUCCACACUGGAGGCGGUGAUUCCGAUGGAAAAUCGGGAUCCGCGGAGAUGGCGAUAUCGGAUCCAGAGGCAUUACCAACAGGCACGAGAGCAGGUGAAUCAACGCUUACGGGAGGUGAUCUCAGAUCGGGCGGAUCAGCACAAUGAUAUAGUGCACCCGCAUCAAGUUGAGGUCGGAUCCCGAGUAUGGUUAUACUUGGAUCGGGUGCGAGAGGGAUAUGCCAAGAAGCUUGCGCAUCUGUGGCAUGGCCCUUUCCGUGUGGCCGAAAAGAUCGGCGAGUAUGCAGUGAAAUUUGAGAUCGCCGGGUCCGCGUACAAUAUCUUCCCCGUAAUCCAUGUGGCAAAGAUCAAACCCGUCAGAGAGUUUCCGGAUCGGCCGGAAAUACGCCUUAUGACGCAGGAUCAAGAUCGUCUGGAUUUCGACGAAGCACUCCUUCCUGGAGAUAUCUGGAUCCAAGAUCGCGAUCCGGACGAGUACGAGGUUGAGAGGAUCUCGGAUAUGAAGACCGGCAGGAAAACAAGAUAUGGCCGGAUCUUGCGUGAAAUUUUAGUACACUGGCGUGGGUACGAGGAUCGGACCUGGAUCGAUGAGGCAGAUCUCAACUGUGGGGCAAUACUUCACGAGUUUUUGCGGGAUCGCGCCAAUCAGAACCGGUUUAAGAUCCGCAUAGGUGAGUUGGUCGCCAAUGCGGAAGGUUGA
Phytophthora megakarya is the source of this 2190-nucleotide messenger RNA. NCBI's taxonomy places the organism in Eukaryota, Oomycota, Peronosporomycetes, Peronosporales, Peronosporaceae. The record is from the annotation of a GenBank genome assembly.